Molecule: messenger RNA, 6404 nt
Organism: Menidia menidia (Atlantic silverside)
Lineage: Eukaryota; Metazoa; Chordata; Actinopteri; Atheriniformes; Atherinopsidae
Source: the annotation of a GenBank genome assembly
CGGAGGCGAGCGGUCUCGUCGUCCACCCAGGUCGAGCCACUCCCCGAGCAGCCGGAGCGCCCGAACUCAGCACUGCUUCGACGGACAGAGACCGCGAGCAGCACUUCCAACUUUUUAUUCGAGGCGUCGACGGGUCGAGGAAGCUUUCGGCUGCCGCGAACCCACGGAAAGAGCUCAACCACAGUGCCUGCAGCUAAAGACAAGCCAGGAGCCAUCAUGACGGACGCGGACAAAUUCCUGUAUGGGGACCGCAGUGAGAUGAACAACCCGCUGGCUCAGGCUGACUGGGCCACCAAGAAGCUGGUGUGGAUCCCCAGUGAGAAGCUGGGCUUCGAGGCUGGUUCUGUCAAAGAGGAGAAGGGAGAGGAGUGUGUGGUGGAGCUGGUGGAUUCGGGAAAGAAGGUUAAAGUAAACAAGGAUGACAUUCAAAAAAUGAACCCACCCAAGUUCAGUAAGGUGGAGGACAUGGCAGAGCUCACUUGUCUAAAUGAGGCCUCUGUGCUGCACAAUCUCAAGGAGAGAUAUUACUCUGGACUGAUCUAUACAUACUCUGGUCUCUUCUGUGUGGUGAUCAACCCUUACAAAUACCUACCCAUCUAUAGUGAGGAAAUUAUAAACAUGUACAAAGGCAAGAAGAGACAUGAGAUGCCCCCCCACAUUUAUGCCAUCACAGACACAGCCUACAGGAGUAUGAUGCAAGAUCGGGAGGAUCAGUCCAUUCUUUGCACUGGGGAGUCAGGAGCUGGAAAAACUGAAAAUACAAAGAAAGUCAUUCAGUAUCUGGCACAUGUUGCUUCUUCCUUCAAAUCUAAAAAGGACCAGGGCAGCGCAGUGUUGUCACAUGGGGAACUCGAGAAGCAGUUGCUGCAAGCAAACCCCAUCCUGGAGGCCUUUGGCAAUGCAAAGACGGUCAAAAAUGACAACUCUUCGAGAUUUGGGAAAUUUAUCAGGAUCAACUUUGAUGUGAAUGGAUACAUCGUUGGAGCCAACAUUGAAACCUACCUGCUAGAAAAGUCUCGAGGCAUCAGGCAAGCUAAAAAUGAGAGGAGCUUCCACAUCUUCUAUUACAUGCUUUCAGGAGUUGGAGACAAGCUGCGCUCUGAUUUAUGUCUGGAAGAUUACAGCAAAUACAAUUUCAUGUCCAAUGGACACGUGACCAUUCCUGGGCAGCAAGACAAGGACAUGUUUACUGAAACCAUGGAUGCCUUUGCCAUCAUGAGCAUCCCAGAAGAGGAAAUAGUUGGUCUGAUGAAGGUGGUGUCUGCUGUCCUGCAACUGGGGAAUAUGGCUUUCAAGAAGGAGCGUAACACUGACCAGGCAUCCAUGCCUGAUGACACAGCUGCGCAGAAAGUGUGUCACCUGUUGGGCAUCAAUGUGACAGACUUCACACGAGCCAUCCUGUCUCCAAGAAUAAAGGCUGGUCCUCCGGGCAUUCUGGCCCUGCUGGAUGAGGAGUGCUGGUUCCCCAAAGCCACCGACAAAACCUUUGUGGAGAAAGUAGCCCAAGAGCAGGGAACGCAUCCCAAGUUCCAGAAACCCAAGAAACUUAAAGAUGAUGCAGAUUUUUGCAUCAUGCACUACGCCGGAAAGGUGGACUAUAAAGCAGAUGAAUGGUUGAUGAAAAACAUGGAUCCUCUGAAUGAGUGUGUGGCCACUUUACUCAACCAGUCUACAGACAAGUUUACUGCGGACCUUUGGAGAGAUGUGGACCGAAUUGUUGGUUUGGAUAAGGUUGCUGGUAUGUCUAAUACAAUGCAUGGAGCCUUCAAAACCCGCAAAGGAAUGUUUCGCACGGUGGGCCAGCUGUACAAGGAACAGCUGGGGAACCUCAUGGCCACGCUCAGAAACACAAACCCUAAUUUUGUUCGCUGCAUCAUCCCCAACCAUGAAAAGAAGGCUGGUAAAUUGGAGCCUCACUUGGUUCUGGACCAACUGAGGUGUAAUGGAGUGUUGGAGGGGAUUCGCAUCUGCAGACAAGGCUUCCCCAAUCGUAUUGUCUUCCAGGAGUUCAGACAGAGAUAUGAAAUCCUCACUCCAAAUGCAAUUCCAAAGGGAUUUAUGGAUGGAAAGCAAGCCUGUGUGCUCAUGAUCAAAGCUCUGGAGCUGGACCCAAAUCUGUAUCGCAUCGGUCAAAGUAAAGUGUUCUUCAGGGCUGGAGUCCUUGCGCACCUGGAAGAGGAGAGAGACAUGAAAAUCACUGAUGUGAUCAUCAGCUUCCAAGCCUGGUGCAGAGGAUAUGUGGCUCGCAACAUAUUUCAGUUUGUGAAGCCUCUCCUGCAAGUGACUCGGCAGGAAGAGGAAAUGAUUGCUAAGGAUGAGGAACUAAUCAAGGUGAAGGAGAGGCAACAGCAGACUGAGGAGCAGCUCAAGGAAUUUGAGGCCAAACAGCAGCAGCUGAAUGCAGAGAAGCUGGCUCUUCAGGAGCAGCUCCAGGCAGAGACGGAGCUGUGCGCCGAGGCUGAGGAGAUGAGAGCCCGUCUGGCCACCAGGAUGCAGGAGCUGGAGGAGAUACUGCAUGACCUGGAGUCUCGCACUGAGGAAGAGGAGGAGAGGGUGACGCAGCUUCAGAGCGAAAGAAAAAAGAUGCAGCAGAACAUUACGGAUCUGGAGCAGCAGCUGGAUGAGGAAGAAGCAGCCAGACAGAAGCUUCAGAUGGAAAAAGUUACCACAGAUGCCAAGUUAAAAAAACUAGAAGAGGACAUCAUGAUGCUGGAUGACCAGAAUAGCAAGCUCAACAAGGAGAAAAAACUGCUGGAGGAGAGAAUGUCUGAGUUCACCACAAACUUGGCUGAGGAGGAAGAGAAAUCUAAAAGUCUCCAAAAGCUCAAGAAUAAGCAUGAAGCUAUGAUCACAGAUUUAGAAGGCAAGUGUUAUCGUCUGAGAAAAGAGGAGAAGAUGCGGCAGGAGCUGGACAAGAACCGGCGCAAACUCGAGGGAGACUCUUCUGAGCUUCAUGACCAGAUUGCGGACCUGCAGGCCCAAAUCGCUGAACUCCGAGCUCAGCUGGCAAAGAAAGAGGAAGAACUGCUUGCUGCAUUGGCGAGAAUCGAAGAGGAGGCUGCUGCAAAAAAUGCCGCACAGAAGAAGAUUAGGGAGCUGGAGGCCCAGAUCUCUGAACUCCAGGAGGACCUGGAGCUGGAGAGGCAGGGACGCUCCAAAGCUGAAAAACAACGCCGGGACCUGGGUGAAGAGCUGGAAGCCCUCAAGACUGAGCUGGAGGACACUCUGGAUUCGACUGCAGCACAGCAGGAGCUAAGGUCCAAGCGUGAGACAGAAGUUGCUCAGCUAAAGAAGACUCUGGAUGAUGAGGCCAAAGCUCACGAGGACAUGAUGGCUGAAAUGAGACACAAACACAACCAAGCUUUUGAUGAGCUCAAUGAGCAGUUGGAGCAGGCUAAACGGAACAAGGUGUCGGUGGAGAAAGGCAAACAAGCCCUGGAAAGUGAGUGGAAUGAACUACAAAUUGAGUUGAAAACUCUGACACAAAGCAAAGGAGACUCUGAACACCGCCGCAAGAAGGCCGAAGCCCAGGUCCAAGAGCUGCAGGUUAAAUAUGGAGAAAGUGAGCGACAGAGGCAGGAGGUCUCCGACAAGCUGACCAAGAUGCAGUCAGAGCUGGAUAAUGUUAACGCCCUCCUCAGUGAAGCAGACAGCAAGAACAUCAAAUCCAGCAAAGACCUAUCCUCAGUGGAGUCUCAGUUGCAGGAUGCACAGGAACUGCUUCAAGAGGAAACUCGACAGAAGCUCUCCCUUUCCACUCGCCUGAGGCAGCUGGAAGAGGAGCAGAACAGCCUGCGAGAGAUGUUGGAGGAAGAAGAAGAGAGUAAGAGGAAUGUGGAGAAGCAGGUUUUGACUCUACAGACCCAGAUGGCAGACAUGAAGAAGAAGGCAGAACAGGAGGCCUUGUCACUGGAGGGAUCGGAGGAAAGCCGCAAGAAGGCUCAGCGGGAACUGGACAGCAUGAUGCAGCAGCUGGAAGAGAAGACGGCGGCCUACAGCAAACUGGACAAGACAAAGACCCGUUUGCAGCAGGAGCUGGAUGACCUCCUGGUUGACCAGGACAACCUGAGGCAGAUCGUGUCCAACCUGGAGAAGAAGCAAAAGAAGUUUGAUCAGAUGUUGGCUGAGGAGAAAACCAUUUCUACUCAGUACGCUGAGGAGCGUGAUAAGGCUGAGGCUGAAGCCAGGGAGAAGGAAACGCGAGCGCUCACGCUGAACCGUGAGCUGGAGACUAUGACCGACAUGAAAAAUGAGUUGGAUCGGGCCAAUAAAAUGCUCAAAGCUGAGAUGGAAGACCUCGUGUCCUCGAAGGAUGACGUCGGCAAGAGUGUGCAUGAACUGGAGAGGUCAAAGCGUGCUAUGGAGCAGCAGCUGGAGGAGAUGAGAGUGCAGUUGGAGGAGCUGGAGGAUGAGCUGCAAGCCACAGAAGAUGCCAAACUACGCUUGGAGGUCAACAUGCAGGCCAUGAAAGCUCAGUUUGACAGAGACCUGCAAGCCAGAGACGAACAGGGAGAGGAAAGGAGGAAACAGCUUGUCAAACAGGUUUUCGAGAUGGAAGUUGAGCUGGAAGAGGAGCGCAGACAACGUACUCAGGCCCUCUCUUCAAAGAAGAAAUUAGAGACUGACCUGUUUGAGCUGGAAGCCCAGAUCGAUCUUGCUAACAGAGGACGGGACGAUGCCCUGAAGCAGCUGAAAAAACUCCAGGCCCAGAUGAAAGAGCUAUUGAGGGAGCUGGAUGAACUUCGUCUGUCCAGAGAUGAAGCGGUCAACGGGGCAAGGGAGACCGAAAAGAAGUUCAAGACCCUUGAGGCUGAUGCGCUGCACUUCCAAGAGGAGCUUGCCACUGCAGAGAGACUCAAGAGACAGGCUCAGACGGAGAGGGAUGAGCUCCAGGAUGAGAUUAACAGCAGUAACACAAAGAAUACUUUAUUGGCGGAUGAGAAGAGGAGGCUGGAGGCUCGAAUCACUCAGCUGGAGGAAGAACUAGAUGAAGAACAACUCAACACAGAAAUGGUUAACGAACGUCUGAAGAGAGCAACGCUGCAGACUGAGCAGUUCACCACAGAACUUGCAGCAGAGCGCAGCAACACCCAGCGUCUGGAGGGAUCUCGCUCUCAGCUGGAUCGUCAGAACAAGGAGCUGAAACUGAAGCUGCAGGAGCUGGAGGGAACCAUCAAGUCCAAGUACAAGUCCUCGAUCACUUCCUUGGAGGCCAAGAUUGCUUUGCUUGAAGAGCAGCUGGAUGUAGAGUCCAAAGAGCGCCAGCAAGCCUCCAGGCUCGUCAGGCGGUCGGAUAAGAAACUUAAGGAGGCAUUGCUUCAGAUUGAGGAUGAGAGACGCAACACAGAACAAUUUAAAGAUCAAGUGGACAAGACAAAUAGCCGAAUGCGUCAGCUUAAGCGUCAGCUGGAAGAAACGGAGGAAGAGCUGACGAGGGCCAACGUCUAUCGCAGGAAGUUGCAGAGGGAGCUUGAUGAUGUCACCGAGUCGGCAGAUGUUAUGAACCGUGAAGUCAGCACUCUGAAGAGCAAGCUCAGACGUGGGGAUUUGCCUUUCAACAUACGGCGCACCAUGAAUCGUAGUGGCUUGGAAAGUGAUGAGGACAUGGAAUUGUCACCUGAAACACCUGAACCUGCAGCUGAGUGAUCAGGAGAGCCAAGAUAAAAAAUAAAAAAAAUUGAUAUUGAGGUCACAGCCUUAUAUUCCCCCCUCUAUAUGCAAUUCCAUUAAUUUUAUCAAUUAAUCUUCUUUAUCUCAGUAUGAAUAAGCAAAGUUUUAAGUGAGCAAAGCUUAACAAAAACUGGUCUAUUUUUCUACAGAAUGGUUAUAUUUUAUCACUAAUACUGUGCUUGGAAUAACCACUGCAGGCUGAAUUUUAUUCAAAAUUCAUGGUGCUUUGCUAUCACUUAGCGUUUUUUCUAGCCUUUAUAUUCACAGAUGGGGUUCUUUUGAAAUUUUGAAUAAGAAUUUGUGGACUGAGUUUGCUGAAGUUGGAAUUGAUGCUUAGAACCAUACUGUAUCGCUCUUACUGUGUUGUCACCUUAACCCAAAGUACACGGCGACUAAUUGCACCUGGUUAACUUCUUGUGGCAUGGAUAAAAGAUGAUAAUAUUGUUGAAGACGUUGGUGCACUUGAGCUAGCUGCCAUAGAUGUUGCAUUUAAUUUACUACUGGUGAUGGGUAACAUACUGGUGAUAUACUAAUACACUUUUGUUUUUCUUAUAUGCUUUUCCCAACCAAAAGGGUUAUGGGCUGUCGGUAUAUUAAUCCCUAAAAGCUGAAUGCAGCAUGUUCUUGUAUUAUGCCCCUCCAAGUUGAUGUCAUUGAUUUCAAUAAUGCCAAGGUUAUAAGGCUCUUUUAUAUAAAAUGAAAUGCCUUAAUGCAAUAAAGUCAUGAAAUAUGAA